AUGCUGGCUAGCACGACGGGUGGGUUCACGCUUGAGCACGACCGGUUUGGAGACGAUGAACGGUUACAUCUGGCCGUGGAUUUCGGAGGACGUCUGUCGGGUCAAGAUUUUUGGACAACGGAGUUUUAUGACCAGCAUGUCCAAGACAGUUGGGAGGCUGAUCGCAGGAACGACAAGAAACCUUGGAUCUCGAGUGCGAGUGGCUUGGAACAAGUGUCACUGGCGGAAUUGCUUUGUUUCGCCCUGGACCCACAGCACACAGCAGCAAUUCAAGAUUCCGUGCUGUGCCGUGUGCUCAACCUUCUGUCGGAGAUCGCCGAGUACACAGACUCUGCGUGCUCGAAGGUGCAGCGAGAUGCAGAGGUUAUGACAGACUUGCAACGAGUAAAAAGCAAACAGAAACGGAAACAUCAUGUGGUCCGUGUACUGACGGAAAGAGUGGUCCGAACAAUCAAAAAGCUUGUUCUCUGCGGUCUGCAGGAGCUGGACAUGCACAUGAUCAGAUUGCUCUAUGGCCGCUACUACGACAUCCAGCAGCUCUGGGUAACUCCAAGUGACCAAGGUCACGCAGCUGUUGCCCGAGCUAGAACCUACCUGAUCCUGGCCAGGCUCGGCCAAGUGGAGCAGGUGCACGACCCAAGCUUUGUCUAUGACCAGGUCACUGACAACAUCAAAGCUCGAGUCCAAACCCGUCCGAGGGAUUACUUUGUGGCUACACGAAACCAGGUGCUUCAAGAAGCACAACACACGGCCAGGGUCCGCAACGUGGUCUUCCGGAAGGUGUCCUGGCUCUCAUGUAGCGGAACCUGCUGUGCGCGUCGCCUGGACUCUUUGCUCAAUGAACGAGAACAACGUGCUUGGAAAUGUGUGCGUCAGCGCUACCGCAAUGUUUUCCAGAGAAGGGCUGCCUCUGAUCCUGAUCUGGUGGUGCAUCUGGGCGACAACCCGGAAAACCGCUUGAUAUGGAGUGCACACUCUGGGAAAAUCCCCACCUUGAGAAGAGGGAGUGGCAAGUUGUACAUCCCGUUUUUGCAAAGGUGGAUGGUUCCUGUUGAGAAGCUCAGUGCACUGGGAUUUCCAGUGACGAAGGACACCGCCAUUGCGAUGGGGGUGCCAAUGCUGCCCGUGGUAGACCACCUCCGUGCUUCAUCGGUUGCAGGUAACUCGUUUCACUUCUCUACCGCAGCCGUUGUUCAGCUAGGACGCCGACUUGUCAAGCAGACAACGUACAAAAGUCAAGCCAAGCUGGCCGAUUUCGUCGUGCUUUCCUCAGACUCGCACAUUUUGGAUUGGCUGCAGGAUGUUGACCCCACCUAUCUCCACAAGGAUUGCAUGAAAGACCAAAGUCGGGUUCGUUUGUUCUCCUGCUUGGCCUUCAAUGCGGGAUGGUUGCCAGAAGACCCAAAGCCAGGAAAUGAUUGUGCAAGUGUUGUGGCUGCCGCCAAUGCCCAGUACGCGAAACGAGGGAAGCCGGCCCAGCACACGGGUUGGUCUGUCAAAGAGCAGCACAUGUAUAUGAGAUGGCAGUUCCACCUCUUCAAGGGCGGCCGGAUUCGUCGAGCAGACCUUGGUGGCUUUGCUUGGAAGUUGCCCGAGAAAGGAAAGCACGGCAAGCCGGCACCGCUUCCCAAUGAGGUGGUGGACUUUUGUCGUAACCCCAGCGACACAGCGCGGGAGGCCCGAAUGGUUGCGACGGACACGAGCUCGGGACACAAGGACGACCCCUACAACGGUUUCAAGCUCGUGAAUGAAGAGGAGUACGAGAUCUACGUGCAUGAUGGUUUCGUUUGCAUCGCUGGUGGCAUGCACGAGCCAUCGUAUUGCGAGGACUUGAUUAUGGAGUUCGAGGACGGGCAGCGCACUGGGGUGACCGGUGGGGUGGGGGACGUGGGUCCAGCGCCCAACCCGCGCGAGCGAGGUCGCCCCGAAGUUCGAGAGCCUCGUCGUGCUCGGUCGGCUAAGAUUGAAGAGGAGGAGGAUGAUGAUGACGAGGGGCAGCUUGCACAGCGAUUGCCAUCCGUGGAUUCUGAGGAGAUCGGGUCCAUCUAUGGGGAGGACGAGCACAAGGUCAGUGAGGCGGAUGCGGCGGAUGCAUCCUCGGACUUGCCGAGGUUGGUGCCCUUGGGGCAUGGAAGGACGCUUCUCGUGGGACCCAAGGAAGGCAGACAGCUUCUGCUUCCACGGGGCGAGUGUUGGGCCUUGAAUGAAGCGGACGCUGAGGGUCAUGUUGCUUAUGUCCUCGAGUGCCCCAGCAACCCGGAGAAGUACCAGCGCCGCUUUUACCACACAGCGCUGGGCAGCCGGCAUGCCGUGGACAUCGAGGAGUGCUAUCUUCCGCCGAAGAAGAAGGCAAGAUCGGAUGCGGGGAAGAUCACCCCGAAUCGCAGAGAAAGCAACGCCAUGCCGAAGUGUGCCGCCGCGUUCAAGGACAAGUCGGAUGGAAGUGAUCGUGGGGCCAGGGCGAAAACACUCGCCAAGCGCCCACACGAGGAGGCAAAUCCUGACCACCACGGCGAUCGCAUGAGCAUGCGCAGCGGCCGCUCGAGGUCCCCGCCGCGCUCCGGUGAGCGGUUGCGGAGGCUGAAGACGAAGAGCCCUGUCACGUUCACCGAAGCGCGCUACAAGAUCCCGGAGUUUGACUCCGCCCCGACCUGGUCGGCCAAGCGGGCUCUGAAGGCAUCGGAUGGAAUCCGUGGCAAUGGCGCUGAGGCUGACACCCAGACCACCGUCAAGCCCGCCGAGGAGGAAUCCGAUAUUGAUGAGGACGGGGCGCGCAGCAAGGACACGGAGGUCGCUGAGCCGCGCGGUGCAGAGUGA
This is a messenger RNA of Symbiodinium sp. CCMP2592, 2817 nucleotides long. Lineage: Eukaryota; Dinophyceae; Suessiales; Symbiodiniaceae. The record is from the annotation of a GenBank genome assembly.